Molecule: messenger RNA, 1896 nt
Organism: Cryptotermes secundus
Lineage: Eukaryota; Metazoa; Arthropoda; Insecta; Blattodea; Kalotermitidae
Product: endochitinase
Exons: 11
Coding region: 113-1744 (543 amino acids)
Biological process (GO): carbohydrate metabolic process; chitin catabolic process
Cellular component (GO): extracellular region
Molecular function (GO): chitin binding; chitinase activity
Source: RefSeq, a predicted model, not a curated record
CUCCCCUCCCCCUCACGCCUAUUCACCGACUUAAGGACGAUAGGGAAAUUUGGAGGCUGCAGUUGAUCAGUUGAAUUUGUGGCGACGUGAAGAACAGACGAGGUCCAUAACAAUGAAGACGUUCGACGUUCUCUUGUUUUGUGGAGUUGUGCUUCUGUCCGUGAUCCUCUCAACCUCAGGAGACAAACCGUCGCGGGUGGUGUGUUACUUCAGCAACUGGGCCAUCACCCGUCCAGGAGUGGGGAGCUACAAAAUUGAAGACGUCCCAGCCGAUCUGUGUACUCACGUGAUCUACUCCUUCAUCGGUGUGAGCAAUGUCACGUGGGAGGUGCUGGUUAUUGACCCAGAGAUCGACUUGACAAUGACCGGCUUUGCCAAUUUCACCGCGCUCAAGAAAAGGAUCCCCGGGCUGAAGACGGAAGUCGCCGUUGGAGGGUGGGGAGAGGGCGGAAGGAAAUACUCCGGCCUGGUAUCCGUGAAGGAAAGACGAGACAGUUUCAUUGCCAGUGUUGUGGAUUUCAUGGAGCAGUAUGGAUUUGACGGAUUCGACCUCGACUGGGAAUAUCCUGGAGCUGCCGAUCGUGGAGGCAGCUAUUCCGACAAAAAUAACUUCUUCUACUUCGUCGAAGAGUUACGGAGAGCUUUCGACAGCAAGGGCAAGGGUUGGGAGAUCACAAUGGCUGUGCCGCUUGCCAAGUUCAGGCUGCAAGAAGGCUACCACGUUCCUGAACUCUGCGAACUGGUGGAUGCUAUCCACGUCAUGGCAUACGAUUUGAGAGGGAACUGGGCUGGGUUCGCGGACGUGCACAGUCCUUUGUACAAGAGACCGACGGACCAAUGGUCAUACGAGACUUUGAACGUGAAUGACGGACUUCAGCUGUGGGUGAACAUGGGCUGCCCGCCGGACAAGCUUGUGGUUGGAAUCCCGUUCUACGGCCGCACCUUCACGCUGAGCCAGGGUACCAGCAACUACAACAUCGGCACUUACAUCAACAAAGAGGCCGGCGGGGGUGCUCCAGGUCCCUACACACAAGCCGCCGGGUUCCUGGCUUACUAUGAGAUCUGCGAGUAUCUGCAAGACGAUCCUGAUUGGGUGAAGAAGUUUGAUGACAUUGGGAAGUGUCCUUAUUCUUACAAAGGAACCCAGUGGGUUGGCUACGAGGACGCAACCAGCGUGCAGAUAAAGAUGGACUUCAUCAAGGAGAAAGGUUACCUCGGAGCCAUGACUUGGGCGAUAGACAUGGACGAUUUCCAAGGCCUCUGUGGUCCGAAGAACCCACUCAUUACCAUUCUGCACGACAACAUGAAAGACUACAUCGUCCCCACACCGCACGUCUCAACUACACCCCGCCCGGAGUGGGAUAGGCCACCAAGCACUACACCAUCUGGAGGAGCAACACCAAAAUCCUCCACUUCCUCCGUUACUACUGCCACCACAGCAAGUGCUCCUACUGCUAUUACAACAGCUGCCACAAUCAGCACAACAGAAUCCACUACUGCAUCACCCAUCACACAAACUGUGAACCCAGAAACCCCUGCGGCAUCCUCUAGCCCUGCGGAGGAACCCGACUGUACGAAUGCUGACUACCUGCCGGCUGUUGACUGCCAGAAGUUUUAUCAGUGUGUAUUUGGAAAAGUGCUCCAACUCUCAUGCCAAUCUGGAACUGUGUGGAAUCAGGAAAAGAAGGUCUGUGAUUGGCCUGUAAACUCUGCUCGAGCUGAGUGCCAAACGAGUCGGAAAUAAGUACAACAUUGCAACAUGUGCGAUUUAAAUGACUCAAAACAUCGUAAAUAAACCAAUGUACAAAUAUGUUUCGAGUGAACCGUAUAAAUGGCCAUAUAGAUAAGAAUAUGUAUAUAUGCUUUAUUAAAAAUAUGAUAAUAGCAAGUGCAAAC